This is a messenger RNA of Staurois parvus, 586 nucleotides long. NCBI's taxonomy places the organism in Eukaryota, Metazoa, Chordata, Amphibia, Anura, Ranidae. The record is from the annotation of a GenBank genome assembly.
GUCCGCAGUCUCUGGUAAUCUCCUUUACUGUCUGCAGUCUCUGGUUCCCCUGCACUGUCUGCAGUCUCUGGCCAUCUGUACUAUGUCCACAGUCUCUGGUCAUUCCCUGUACUAUGUCCGCAGACUCUGGUCAUCUCCUGUACUGUGUCCGCAGUCUCUGAUAAUCCCCUGUACUGUGUCCGCAGCCUCUGGUCAUCCCCUGUACUGUGUCCACAGUCUCUGGUCAUCCCCUGUACUUGUCCGCAGUCUCUGGUCUUCCCCUGUACUGUGUCCGCAGUCUCUGGUCAUCCCCUGUACUAUGUCCGCAGUCUCUAGUCAUCUCCUGUACUGUGUCCGCAGUCUCUGGUCAUUCCCUGUACGAUGUCCGCAGUCUCUGGUCAUCUCCUGUACUAUGCCUGCAGUCUCUGGUCAUCUCCUGUACUGUGUCCGCAGUCUCUGGUCAUUCCUUGUACUGUGUCCGCUGUCUCUGGUCAUCCCCUGUACUGUGUCCGCUGUCUCUGGUCAUCCCCUGUACUGUGUCCGCAGUCUCUGGUCAUCUCCUGUACUGUCUGCAGUCUCUGGUCAUUCCCUGUACUAUGUCCGCAGU